Molecule: messenger RNA, 2043 nt
Organism: Ceratotherium simum simum (southern white rhinoceros)
Lineage: Eukaryota; Metazoa; Chordata; Mammalia; Perissodactyla; Rhinocerotidae
Source: RefSeq, a predicted model, not a curated record
AUGGUGAAUGAAGAUCCCAACCAACAGGAGUGCGAUGGCACCCCUGCGCAGGAGUCCGCAGUCCGGGCGGACCCCAGCGUCUCUGCGGACCCCAGUGUCUCGGUCCAACCCAGCGUCUCGAUGCACCCCAGCGUCUCUGCGGACCCCAGCAGUUCGGCCCACCCCGGUGGCUUGGCCCGCCCCAGUAGCUCAGGCCCCGAAGACCUUAGCGUGAUCAAGGUGAGCAGGCGCCGGUGGGCGGUGGUCCUGGUGUUUAGCUGCUACUCCAUGUGCAACGCUUUCCAGUGGAUCCAGUACGGCUCCAUCAAUAACAUCUUCAUGAACUUCUACGGGGUUAGCGCCUUCGCCAUCGACUGGCUGUCCAUGUGCUACAUGCUAACCUACAUCCCUCUCCUCCUGCCUGUGGCCUGGCUGCUGGAGAAAUUCGGCCUGCGCACCAUCGCGCUCACCGGCUCUGCUCUCAACUGCCUGGGGGCCUGGGUGAAGUUGGGCAGCCUGAAGCCACAUCUCUUCCCAGUGACGGUGCUGGGCCAGGUCAUCUGCUCUGUGGCCCAGGUCUUUAUCCUGGGCAUGCCCUCCCGCAUCGCUUCCGUCUGGUUUGGGGCUAAUGAGGUUUCAACAGCCUGCUCCAUAGCUGUCUUUGGCAAUCAGCUUGGAAUUGCGAUUGGGUUCUUGGUCCCUCCUGUUUUGGUACCCAACAUCGAAGAUCGGGACAAGCUUGCCUACCACAUCAGCGUCAUGUUCUACAUAAUAGGAGGUGUAGCCACUCUGCUUUUCAUCCUUGUCAUCAUUGUAUUCAAGGAGAAGCCUAAACAUCCCCCCAGCAGGGCCCAAUCCCUGAGCUAUGCCUUGGCGUCCCCUGAUGCUUCAUACUUAAAUUCCAUCGCCCGACUCUUCAAAAACCUCAACUUUGUGCUGCUUGUCAUCACCUAUGGUCUGAAUGCUGGUGCUUUUUAUGCCUUGUCCACUCUGCUGAAUCGCAUGGUGAUCUUGCACUACCCGGGGGAAGAAGUGAAUGCUGGAAGAAUUGGCCUGACCAUCGUCAUUGCAGGAAUGCUCGGGGCCAUGAUCUCGGGCAUCUGGCUGGAUAGGACCAAAACCUACAAGGAGACAACCCUCGUGGUCUAUAUCAUGACCCUGGUGGGCAUGGUGGUGUACACAUUGACCUUGAACCUGGGACACCUGUGGGUAGUGUUCAUCACCGCUGGCACAAUGGGCUUCUUUAUGACUGGCUAUCUCCCACUGGGAUUUGAGUUUGCUGUGGAGCUGACAUACCCAGAAUCAGAAGGCAUGUCGUCUGGCCUCCUCAACGUGUCUGCUCAGGUAUUUGGGAUCAUCUUCACCAUCUCCCAGGGCCAGAUUAUUGACAACUAUGGGACCUUGCCCGGGAACAUCUUUCUGUGUGUGUUCCUCACCCUUGGAGUAGCCAUCACUGCAUUCAUUAAGGCAGAUCUCCGGAGGCAGAAAGCGAAUAAGGAAACCCCUGAGAAUGUGAGUAUGGGGGAGCUUGCUGGGCAGAGUUCUGGGUUCUGGGCAUUGCUGAGGAUGUGGCAGCAGGGGUGGGGGUUGGGGGAGCUCCCGAAGUGGACUGGUUUCGUGGUGGCUGUGAAACCAACUCAACUCACAAACAUGGCGCCCAGAGAGUUUCCUCAGUGGGUGUUUCAGCACUGCUUUUCUGCUGCUCUUUCCCGGGCUCUUUUCCCACUUCCUGCCCUUCUCCUGGCCUCCCUGCUCUGGUCCCCAGAGCACAUCACUGUUGUCACAGUCUGCUGAGUAGUGUCCACCCCAGAUCCUGACACAAGUCCUGAGGCCCUGGCUCCGCUGCUUUCAGCCUGGGGUCAGUGGCUGGAGAGCAAAGGUGGAAGCCAGGCUCGACCAUUCUGUCCUGGUGGUGAUGGCCCCAAGGCAGUGGCUCUCCUGGCAUGUGACGACCCCUUAGGCAGUGGGAUGGAGAUGGAGGGACUAGAGCCAACGGAUUUCCAGUAGGGCUUUAAAAGGACAGUUCAGGAAGUAGGAGCAGUUGGUGGUAGAAGGGAAGAGGAU